This is a messenger RNA of Gongylonema pulchrum, 279 nucleotides long. The record is from the annotation of a GenBank genome assembly. Lineage: Eukaryota; Metazoa; Nematoda; Chromadorea; Rhabditida; Gongylonematidae.
AUGUUUGAUUUUAUUACCAAUCCAAAGAUGUCACUGCAUUCUCGUAUUAAACGAAAAACGGCAAAGCCAACAGAUAUUCGGUUUUUUGAUGUCGGGCCGAAUUCGUCAUGCCUCGUCUACAAAUUCAUUGCAUCUGGAUCGUUUGUGGCGUGUUCGAAGCAACUGCUGAAAAAUUCGGCAAGGCUGACUUCUUUAAGUGUGCAACCGCAAACAGCAAACAAUAUCAUCUUGCUGCAGCUUAAUUUUUUCGUGUUCUGGUCUGCUUAUUGUUUGUACUAG